AUGACCGGUGACUCGGGGCAGAAGGUUGAACUGCUGGCUGGAGAGUGGCCUACAUGGUGCCAGCGCGAGCGGAUCGGAGACAAGAUGAAGACUGAUACGUCUGGCAAAGAAAGAAUUCUUCAGAGAGGGUACGGCUCGGUUGAACGCGAUCUAGCUAUCGUAUCGAGAGAAAUCCACGGGUCGAAGGAAUUAUGGAGACGACUAGUGUCCACACCAUCGAGAGGAUAUCUGGUGAUGGCAUGGACUGAUAACUGUGGUGAAGGGCCUAGGAGGGACAUGAAGCCAGCGGUGCAAGGCGUUAUCGUUGGAAUUGAGAGGCCGCCUGAAAAAGAGAAGGGGGAGGCGGCGAGGUGUUGGAUUGCCAUCGCGAAUUUCGGCCGCAGUCUGAGGAGGUAUCAGGCGAGCACUAAAUUCUUCGUCUUGUUGCUCUCGUCCAUGGAGAAUGAGGAAAACGGAGAGAGGGCAGCGCGAGAGGGGGGGGACUUCGGAGCCUCAAAAACUUUGCCGUUCAUUGACGUCGCCGACAAAGCCACAGUCACCGCGCAUUAUCCUGGAUAA
Molecule: messenger RNA, 558 nt
Organism: Heterobasidion irregulare TC 32-1
Lineage: Eukaryota; Fungi; Basidiomycota; Agaricomycetes; Russulales; Bondarzewiaceae
Exons: 6
Coding region: 1-558 (185 amino acids)
Source: RefSeq, a predicted model, not a curated record